Drosophila novamexicana is the source of this 1919-nucleotide messenger RNA. It is a transcript of the gene az2, whose product is annotated as PR domain zinc finger protein 5. Gene Ontology annotation, biological process: regulation of transcription by RNA polymerase II. The transcript is spliced from 4 exons. NCBI's taxonomy places the organism in Eukaryota, Metazoa, Arthropoda, Insecta, Diptera, Drosophilidae. Bases 71 to 1894 code for a protein of 607 amino acids. Gene Ontology annotation, molecular function: RNA polymerase II cis-regulatory region sequence-specific DNA binding; DNA-binding transcription factor activity. The record is from RefSeq and is a predicted model, not a curated record.
UUAACCAUCCGAAGUUGCAACAAUUAAAAUUUGUUUAUGAUUUUUUGUAUUAAAUAAAAAUGUGGUAAAUAUGUUGAAAAUGGUGAUUUGUGGAACAGUCCUGGUGCGCAAUAAUUACGAAGAGUUUGUUUUGAGCUGCGCAUAUUGCAAAACUGAUUGCGACGUGGAAGUGAGCCUCGAAAGAUGGCAAGAAUUCGUCUAUCAUAUAAGAAAUGUACACAAAGUGGAAUCGGAUGAGGACAAAAGUUCCUGUCACAGCAGCCCGGACUUCAAAUCAGAGGCAAUGCCAAUUGAAAGCGAUCCCGACGUCGAGGAUGAUAAUGAAGCUGAUAAUAAGGAUUGUUUAGCCGAAGCAGCAUUUGUGGAUUUGCCAAACGCAUCGACCGACAGAGAAGACGAUUACGACAGCGAAUACGAGUAUGAUGAGGAGAUGGCAGUGGAAUAUCAGGGCGAUGCUUCUAGAGCCGACGCUGAUUGCAUCAAAAAGAGCUUUACACCGACUGUGAAAUUUAAUCCCACAUUUUAUCGACGCAAUCCACGGAUCACGCAAUUCAUUGAACUCUAUAAAGGACAUCCUUGCCUCUGGGAUCCCAAAAACUCUUCGUUCAAGGACAAGGAGAAACGCACAGCUGCCCACGCCACAUUAAUUGAUCAGCUAAAAACGACCAUAAAUGUUCAUCUUACUCAGUACAAGCUUAAGAAAUGUAUUGCCAGCCUACAUAGCCAGUACGCGACCAUAAGCCGUCAGAAGCGUACCAAAAAAUUAACAAAAUUACCUCUGUAUUAUCAUGAAAUGUAUAGUUUCCUCGGGAAACGCUGUGAUGUGGAGGAGGCGGAGAGCGAUGUGGAAAGUGGCGACAACAAAAUUAAGUUGGUGUUCACAGAAACGAAUCGGCUGACAACACACUUUAUAGAGCUGUAUUCAAAGUUUCCACAAUUGUACGAUCCGGCGCACAAGGAUUUCGCCAAUCUGAAUGUUCGCAGAUCAGCCUACAUAGAAAUGACUGAGCUGCUGGCCACAGAGAUUCCCCUGGGCAUUAUUACCCACUAUGAUGUUUACGACAGUGUUCUGUAUCUACGGCAAUGGUAUUCCCGCAAAAUCAAAGGUCUCACGGAGACGCAGACGAUCGGCCUAUUAAAAGCUGAGAAAAGUUACAUUGAGACAUGCAAAAGUUUCCUAAGAACGAAAACAUUUCGCCAAAAAAUACCGUGUGACGUGUGCCAGACCAGCUUCAGCACGGAUCACGCCCUGCAGGCGCACCAGUACCGAGUCCAUAAGCUGGGUGACGGCGGCUGGUUCAAGUGCAGCUGUUGUGAGAAUCAUUUCGAGCGGCGUUGUCAUCUACAACAGCACAACCAGCGCGUGCACAUGGGCAAGACAUUCAGCUGCAGCUUGUGCGAGCGCAGCUUUGCAUUUUCCAGCCAAUUGAGCAGUCACAUGCGCACCCACGACGACACGCACAUAGCCAAGCCGUUUGUGUGCGAGUUCUGUGGCAAAUCCUUUAAGCAAAAGAUUCAAAUGAGCAACCAUGUGACCGCUGUGCAUACGAAAAUUCGGGCAUUUAAGUGCACUAUGUGUCCCAAGGAUUUUCUAACCAAACGCGAUCUCAAGGAUCACAUCAAGGCGCACCUCAAUAUACGUGAUAAAGUAUGCGAGGUCUGCCAAAAGGCGUUUACCAAUGCAAAUGCAUUGGUCAAGCAUCGUCACAUCCACAAGGAGAAGACGCUGCAGUGCAGCCUGUGCAAUACCAGGUUUUCGGAGCGCGUUAGCCUGGGAGUUCAUAUGAAGCGUACGCAUAAAAUCAUACGAAAUAGCUCAAAAGUUGCAGAAGCAACGGAAACCGCAUUGUAUUCAAACACAUUCCCACAAUCAGAAGAUGUUUCAAAUAAAUAAAUAAAAAAAAAAACACUCCAAAAAA